AGGAGCUAGCUUGACUUGGCUGGGGGGGUCAGCAGCCAUCAGAGCUACCAGCAGCCAGGGUCUGCAGCGCCGCAAAAAUGAAAGCUGUGGAUUAAUUUCCGUGUUUUUAUCGCCUCGGACACAGCGGGACUUUGUCCCGGACAUAUUCGUGUUCAGUCGUUUCCAGCACCGGAGGAACCCUGCGGGAUAAACCGACAGGCUAGUGGGCCUGGUCGUCGUGGCCCAGCAGCACUCGAGUGAAGUUGGGAGCGGACUGCCCAAACUUCUGCUUCCUCCAGCUUCCGUCCGCGGGGCCCGGGGCUCCUGUCACCGGCCCUGUGGAUGAGGGAGUGAGUCCGGAUCAAACCAGCCCGCAGGAGAAAAGGAUUCCUUGGAUGGAAGAGUCCUCUGUCCGGGCCUCCUGGGUGAAUCGCCGUGCCAUGAUGGAUGAGCAGGAGGCCCUGAACUCCAUCAUGCAGGACUUGGCCGAGCUUCACCGAUCCAGCCGUCCUGCCGCCUUCCUGGCCGAGCUGGGGAAACCCAAAGCCUCCUCGCCUAAGAACCAGAACGAUGUGAGAGUGAAGUUUGAGUUUAAAGGAGAGAAGAGGAUCCUGCAGUUCCCCCGCCCCCUAAAGCUGGACGACCUGAAGAGCAAAGCCAGGGUGGCCUUCGGUCAGGCCAUGGAGCUCCACUACACCAACAACGAGCUGGUGAUCCCCCUGAAGACGCAGGACGACCUGGACAAGGCCGUGGAGCUGCUGGAUCGCAGCGUUCACAUGAAGAGCCUGAAGAUCCUGCUGGUGCUGCAGAACGUUUCCUCCAACAUGGACCUGCUGCCGUCCCAUGAAGAGCUGGACAACACCGACUUCAGAGCUCUGACUGGCUCCCACUCCACAGAUCGCAGCUCUCCUCCUCCGGGCUACAUCCCUGACGCCCUGCAGCAGGUGGCGAGGAACGGCUCCUUCACCAGCAUCAACAGCGAGGGGGAGUUCAUUCCCGAGAGCAUGGACCAGAUGUUGGACCCGCUAUCGAUGAGCAGUCCAGAGAACUCUGCGUCUGGCAGCUGUCCCUCGUUGGACAGCCCGUUGGACAGCGAUUAUCCCAAGUCCAGGAUGCCCCGGGCGCAGAGUUACCCGGACAACCACCAGGACUUUCCAGAGUACGACCUCCCGGUGUUUGAGAAGUCGGGGAAAGGCGGGACGUAUCCGCGGCGAUACGGCAUCCCCUUCGGCCUGCAGGACUACAGCGACGGGAGGAAGACGUUCCCCCGGGCGCGGCGGACGCAGGUCCACGGCUUCCGCUCUCCGGUCAGUUUCAGCCCCACGGAGCAGUCUCCCAGCACCAGCAGCGGCAGCAGCGUCUUCACCCCCGACCUGGAGGAGGCCCCGGGCCCCGGCAGGAGGCGGAGGGGCAGCGACAUCGACCCCAACCCCGCCGCCACCCCGACGCUGUCCGUCAUGGACAUCAGCCCCCCCAGCCGCUCUCCGCGCGCCCCCACCAACUGGAGGAUGGGGAAGCUCCUGGGCCAGGGCGCCUUCGGCCGCGUCUACCUCUGCUACGACGCCGACACCGGGCGGGAGCUGGCCGUCAAACAGGUCCAGUUUGACCCCGAGAGCCCAGAGACCAGCAAGGAGGUGAGCGCCUUGGAGUGUGAGAUCCAGCUGCUGAAGAACCUUUGCCACGAGCGCAUCGUCCAGUACUACGGCUGCCUGCGGGACAGCCUGGAGCGGACGCUCUCCAUCUUCAUGGAGCACAUGCCUGGAGGCUCCAUCAAGGACCAGCUGAAGUCUUACGGCGCGCUGACGGAAAACGUGACGCGGCGCUACACCCGGCAGAUCCUGGAGGGCGUGUCCUACCUGCACAGCAACAUGAUCGUCCACAGGGACAUCAAAGGGGCCAACAUCCUCCGGGACUCUGUGGGAAACGUGAAGCUGGGGGACUUCGGGGCCAGCCGCCGGCUGCAGACCAUCUGCCUGUCAGGAACGGGCAUCAAGUCGGUGACGGGGACGCCGUACUGGAUGAGUCCGGAGGUGAUCAGUGGCGAAGGAUACGGCAGGAAAGCCGACAUCUGGAGCGUCGGCUGCACCGUUGUAGAGAUGUUGACUCAGCGGCCGCCGUGGGCGGAGUUUGAGGCCAUGGCGGCCAUCUUUAAGAUCGCCACCCAGCCCACCAACCCGGUGCUGCCCCCCCAGGUGUCGGACCACUGCAGAGAGUUUCUCAAACGGAUCUUUGUGGAGACCAAGCAGCGUCCGUCUGCAGAUGAGCUGCUGAGGCACAUCUUUGUACAUAAAUCCUGAACACUGAAGCCCCGCCCACCCGCAGAGCUGCCAAACUAGGCCUUACCUGAGGCCACGCCCCCCCCCCCCCCCCCCCCCCCCCCGCCUUCCAGCCUGGAGCGGGAAGGACCGGCCGGGCUCUCCUCUUGGCGACCACAGAGAGCCCGAUCUUAUUAGUUUCUUCCCUCGACGACGUUGCACCUUAAUUUCUCAGUGGAGAGGUCGAGCUCUUCCUCCUGACGACACCGCGGUACGCCCCCCCCCCCUCGAGAUCGGUACAUGUUGGUGUUGCGGACCUGAACCCGACCCCAGAAUGUAAUCUCCUCCCAGAACCCAGAGCGGCGCCGAUGACCCACUUCUACACACUCCCACAAACGUGUCUGUCCUCCGUCUUCGCCGUGUGCCUUUUCUGUUUCCAGUGGCAGCGUAGGGAACCAGCACUUCCUGUUCCCACCAAAUUAAAAGCAUCCAGAUUGAGCUUUGAAACAUCAGCACGUUUCACUGCGUUCAUGCGCCGACUGUUUCUGAGCAGCCAAUCAGAUUCUGGGUGUGUGUUUUUUUUUUUUUUGUCCCCAGCAGAUUACGGUACGUAUGAAUAGGUAGUAGAGUCUCUUUGGGCCACUAGGUGGCAGCAGCGAGAGGAUAAUUUAAAGCACUUAAAGGUAGUGGUGGGUGUGGGAAUCUGAGGCUCCACCACCAGGAGGCGCUGUGGGCGACCCACUGAAGCUUUCUGCCCGUUUCCUCAGCGGCUGUCGCUGAAGCAGCUUCACAGACCUUUUCUUUGCACAUUUUAAACACUGUUUCCCUGUACGUGUGUGUGUGUGUGUGUGUACGUGUGUGUGUUGAGUCACCUCUGCUGAAUGUAAUGUGUCAUUUUUACCUCCAGGGGGCCUCGCUCUCCACAGUGGUUGAACUCUUUAUUAACAGUAUUUGUCUGCUUCAGAUACACAAACAGUUCUCUCUUUAGCCACUGCUGCCGCUCCUGGGUGUGUGUGUGUGUGUGUGUGUGUGUGUGUGUUCUGAUCUGCAGAGGGUGAGAACGUUAAAAUAUUAAUGAAAAUGUACAGAUGUGUAAAAUAAAAAAUGUCCCUCUUUGUUUUUAAACAGUCCUCUCGUCCCCCCUCCCCCUCCCGUUGCGUCUCCAUGUAUGUAAAAGAAGCCAUGUUUAUAAUUCUGAUUGGUUUGUGACCAAUACGCCUGUUUAUAUGAGAUCUGUAUAUCAGUGGUACGCAUAAUUUUUUUAAUAUAUAUUUUUUAUUUUCUUUUUAUUUUGAAUGGGAGAAUUUCUGCAUGGUUGGGUCUUUGAGACGGACGCAGCAGUGCCAUUGAAUGGUUUGCUGAUUUUUAGUCACAUUCUGGAGUAUUGAGACCAGCUCUGUGUUCAGAAUUAUGACGAAAACGAUUAAAGAUAUUUAUUUCACAGCAA
Messenger RNA from Cyprinodon tularosa, 3681 nucleotides. RefSeq names its product mitogen-activated protein kinase kinase kinase 2 (gene map3k2). Gene Ontology annotation, biological process: protein phosphorylation. The record is from RefSeq and is a predicted model, not a curated record. NCBI's taxonomy places the organism in Eukaryota, Metazoa, Chordata, Actinopteri, Cyprinodontiformes, Cyprinodontidae. Bases 375 to 2276 code for a protein of 633 amino acids. The transcript is spliced from 17 exons. Gene Ontology annotation, molecular function: protein kinase activity; protein binding; ATP binding.